AUGCAGAUCUUCGUGAAGACCAUCACCGGGGCAACUCUCACGCUCGACGUCGAGAGCAGCGACACGGUCGACAGCGUCAAGGCCCAGAUCCAUGACAAGGGAGGAAUCAUCGUCACCUCCGACACCGACGACGACGACGACGACGACCAGCAUCAGCUACCUUCUCUCGUCUACGCCGGGAAGGAGCUCGAGGCGGAGGACGGCCGAACGCUGGCCGACUACGGCAUCUGCAAGGAGUCGACGCUGCACCUCGCGCUCGGUCUCCGCGGCGGGAUGCAGAUCUUCGUGAAGGCCAUCACAGGGGAGACUCUAACGCUCGAGGUCGAGAGCAGCGACACGGUCGACAUCGUCAAGGCCUAG
Messenger RNA from Lolium rigidum, 360 nucleotides. RefSeq names its product polyubiquitin-like. Gene Ontology annotation, biological process: modification-dependent protein catabolic process; protein ubiquitination. The transcript is spliced from 2 exons. Lineage: Eukaryota; Viridiplantae; Streptophyta; Magnoliopsida; Poales; Poaceae. Gene Ontology annotation, molecular function: protein tag activity; ubiquitin protein ligase binding. Gene Ontology annotation, cellular component: nucleus; cytoplasm. The record is from RefSeq and is a predicted model, not a curated record. The coding region runs from base 1 to 360 and encodes 119 amino acids.